Messenger RNA from Meriones unguiculatus (Mongolian gerbil), 360 nucleotides. Its product is annotated as hypoxanthine-guanine phosphoribosyltransferase-like. Gene Ontology annotation, biological process: hypoxanthine metabolic process; IMP salvage; GMP salvage. Gene Ontology annotation, molecular function: magnesium ion binding; hypoxanthine phosphoribosyltransferase activity. The transcript has 4 exons. Bases 40 to 360 code for a protein of 106 amino acids. Lineage: Eukaryota; Metazoa; Chordata; Mammalia; Rodentia; Muridae. The record is from RefSeq and is a predicted model, not a curated record.
GGCGUUUUCCCUGAGCGCUUGCCCAGGUGACAACGCGGAAUGUUAGGGCUUUAUCUGACGGCUUUCCUGGAGGUGUUGCACCUUCUCUGCCGCCUUCCCCCUCAGGUCGCCUUUUCUCCCGCCAGUUCACGGAUUCCGUCACGGCGACCCGCAGUUCCAGUAUUGUGCUUGCUGGUGAGAAGGACCCCUCGAAGUGUUGGAUACAGGCCAGACUUUGUUGGAUUUGAAAUUCCAGACAAGUUAGUUGUUGGAUAUGCCCUUGACUAUAAUGAGUACUUCAGGGAUUUGAAUCAUGUUUGUGUCAUGAGCAAAACUGGAAAAGCCAAGGACAAAGCCAAAGAGUGCAAGUUGAAUCUUUGA